GUCCCGCCCUCCUAGGACGGUGAACGGGUUCCCGUAAGGGUCAUUCCAAGCAGGAGGGCGGAUUUGCCGAGGGACGUGCUUCCUUGGGGUGUCUGGGCCCACGAGGGAUGGCAGCCCCGUCCAUGAAAGAAAGACAGGCGUGCUGGGGAGCCCGGGACGAGUACUGGAAGUGCUUGGACGAGAAGGCAGAGGACGCGUCCCAGUGCGAGCAGUUGAGAAGCGCGUUCGAAUCCAGGUGUCCCCAGCAGUGGAUAAAAUAUUUUGAUAAAAGAAGAGACUACUUAAAGUUCAAAGAAAAAUUUGAAGCAGGACAGUUCCAGCCUUCGAAAACGACAGCACAGUCCUAGGCUGCUCCUGAACUUUCCAGAAGCCACGCUCCCGGGCAUCCCAGCAGAUGAGCAGCGGACGAAACCCGUGUUGAUAGCAGCUUCACUCAAAAUCACCAAAGACUGGAAACAACCCAGAUUCCUACAACAGAGGAGGGAAAAGCAGGUCCAUCUCUGCGACGGCAUACCACUGAGCACUGAGAGGGGAAUAACCUCAUGAGUCCUGCGGCAGCACAGAGCAACCUUCUGUGCACUUUUCUGUGCGUAAGAAGCCAGACCCAAAAGGUGAAGUAUUCUGUGCUUCUAUUUACAGGAUUCUGGGAAAGGCAAAAUUAGUACAGAAAACAGGUCAGUGGUUGGGAAUGGGGAAAGGCGUCAACCACGAAGAGGUCACACCAAGGGACUUUUAGGUGUUGAGAUGGUCUGCUGUGGCACUGUGGUGGUGAUUCAUGAGUACGCACUCCCCAAAACCCCAAGAACUGGACACGUGAGUGACGGGCUGUAUGCACAUUAAAGUCAGGUCAAUGAGGAUUUCGGAGGGAUUCCUGUUUAGAAUGUAUACUGUGAUAAGUGAAUCUAACUGUAUUAUAAAUAUAGGACAUUCCUCACUAGAAGGGGUUGAUAAGAAAGGAGCUAACCUAGAUAACUUUGAAAAAUGGUGUUCUGACAGGAUCCUGUCAGGCUGAAGACAAAAAGAACUUACAAAAAUUGCUAAAUUUCACAUAGUUCUGGUUUAGCAGCUCUCAAAGUACACUAAUGAGAAGCAUGUUUAAGUCAGAAAAAGGAAGUUAAGCAUAAGCUUAACUUUGUAAGAAGUCAGGGUGGAUGGUUGGUUCGUGUCCCAAAACAAGUCCUCUUGUUCUGCAUUCUCACCAGCAGUAUGUGUUUCUGCUGCUCUCCAGCCCCAUCAGCACUUGGCACUGCCAGCUUUUUAAAUUAAGCUGGCCUAUUUUGGUUUUAAAAAAAGUUAAAAAUAAGUGUCAGGAUUAACUUUGCAGAGCUGACUGGUGCCCGAGGCCUCUAAGAACUCACGUUCACCUUCAUGUCUAGAUACCGUGUGUGCACACACGCGGUGUAGACACUGAAUUCCCUAGCUCCAGCCACCGAAAGGGCCAUCUGUGCUCCCUGAAGAACUGUUGGAUUCCAGAACUGGAGUGAGGAAAAUGAAAGCGCCUGGAGCACCGAGAGCUGCCAGAGAGAAAGGACGUUCUAAAAGAGAAAUGGAAGAAUGGGAGCAGGUCAGAAGGACACGAGCCAACCGUCCACACUGAUCUGAACAAAUCAGUCAGUCUGGGACUGGUGUUCCUUACAGAAGAAUCCUGAGUCACAAAUGGAGAAGUGAGGGAAACAGACCGUCACCGUGAGUGAGCACACUGCCGAGGACUAGACUGAGUGGGCAACACACUCAACAGAAAGUUCCCGCAGAGCCUUCAAGUCGCUCUCCCACAAUACUUACUAAUUACCGUCGCAGUUUCAACAGCUGCUCCCCGUGUCUGGUCAUCCUCCCUCCAAGAGGUGAAGCUUAUAUUCUACCUGGAGUGUGGGCAAGGCGUAGUGACCCAGCUUCUCACAGACAGAGCACGGAGAGCGAAAAGCAGAACUUCACUGAGAAGGACAUGAACGGUGCCUUCGACAGACAAUCGGGAGUAGCUCACACUGAGAUGUGAUGACAAGGGCGCGCGUCAGCACUGUGGGGUCCUUCCAAAAACCCAGCUCUCAUCCCGAUCAUGAGAAAACACCAGACAAACCCAGAUCAUGAGACGUUCACAAAAUACCUACCCAGUACUUCCCAAAAGUGUCAAAGUCAGCAAAGACAAGGAAAGACAGAGACGCUGUCAGAGAUCAUAAGAGACCGAGGAGACCUGACCGCCUAACAUGAUGCAGCGUCCUGGAACAGAACGAGAAAUCCCAGUGGAGGUCAGAGUGGUGGUCUGCAGCUUAGUGAACAGCACCGUUACCAAUGUUCAUUUCCUAGUUCUGCUACGGGUCCACGGUUCUGUAAGAUCCUACUGGAGGGGUCUGGGGGCAGACCAUGCACUAUCUUUUCAACUCUUCUGCAGAACAAAAACUAUUAAAGCUACAGAAGAAAAAAAAUACUGGCAACAGAUUCUGAAAUUCAAGUAUUAUUAUAUUUUUUAAAGAUUUCAUUUAUUCACUUGAGAGAGAGAACAUGAGAAGGGAGAGGGUCAG
This is a messenger RNA of Neogale vison (American mink), 2516 nucleotides long. RefSeq names its product cytochrome c oxidase assembly factor 6 homolog. Gene Ontology annotation, biological process: respiratory chain complex IV assembly. Gene Ontology annotation, cellular component: respiratory chain complex IV; mitochondrion. Lineage: Eukaryota; Metazoa; Chordata; Mammalia; Carnivora; Mustelidae. The record is from RefSeq and is a predicted model, not a curated record. Bases 108 to 347 code for a protein of 79 amino acids. The transcript is spliced from 4 exons.